AUGCUAGCAUUUCUGCCAAUCGCACGCAUUUCUAAGAGAAAGUGCAGCAGGAUGGACGGCGCGGUCGUGAUCCGGGCCAUGUACUUUGUCGGCGCGAUCUGCAUCGUCCUCGUCACCCUCGCGCUCGGAUGGGUCGUCGUCUGGAAGCUCAUGCUCUCCAAGAUGAAGCUCGUGCGCGAGCUCCUGGACUUGAACCCGCCGACGUCGCCGCCACCCGCGUCCAAGCCCGCGUCCUUUGACGAGCGCCUCAAGCAGUACAAGGAGAAUCCCAAGCGACGUCAAACCGGUAGUAGUUUACUUGCGCGCGAAGAGGAUUAA
Saprolegnia diclina VS20 is the source of this 318-nucleotide messenger RNA. RefSeq lists its product as hypothetical. The coding region runs from base 1 to 318 and encodes 105 amino acids. The record is from RefSeq and is a predicted model, not a curated record. Lineage: Eukaryota; Oomycota; Saprolegniomycetes; Saprolegniales; Saprolegniaceae. The transcript is spliced from 2 exons.